Molecule: messenger RNA, 2102 nt
Organism: Asterias rubens (European starfish)
Lineage: Eukaryota; Metazoa; Echinodermata; Asteroidea; Forcipulatida; Asteriidae
Exons: 6
Coding region: 224-1213 (329 amino acids)
Cellular component (GO): trans-Golgi network
Source: RefSeq, a predicted model, not a curated record
GUACAUAUCGCACUCUAUAUAAAGUUGCAAUGUGCAAUUGAUAAUCCACGAUGCAGAGACGUAUUGAUAAUGUAAACAUGAACGGUUGGAUGCUUGUGGAACUCUGUGCAUCCAUGAUACGCAAUAAGUAAAGUACAUAGGUCAAACUACGCAAUGAUUGCACUUUAUAGUGACACAAACGGCACAUGACCAAAGCACAGAGCAAGGAUCAAAGUAGGCAGCCAUGGCGGGUGUAUUUCCUUCCUCCGUGAUUAAAUGGUGUUCAGGCACCAAUAGUCACGCAACUUCUAUGAAACUUCUGGUGUUUUGCUUUUACUUGCUCAUACUAGGAGUAAGCAUUGGAAACUGUUCCAGUGUUACUAAUGAAGCUGCUACGAUAGAAACCAAUGAGCCUACUGUAGUGACUGGUGCUACCUAUGCUACACAGCAGACGACCCAUUACGCCCCCACCAUCGGCCCGCCACCGCCAGGCACCAUCGGCCCACCACCGGCCGGUGAUCUCUGUGGGACACAAAAGAGUAACAGCUACGACUUGACUACCCUCGUAACACCGCCAUAUUGGACUCUGAAUAAGUUGGGAAAAUGUUUCGACACCUUCGGGAACCAAAGCAUUGGUUGUGAAUUUAGUUUUGCGUUUUGUAAAUAUCUUCCACCUGAUGUUGCAUCACAAAAACCAGGAGUUGGUGCUUCGCAAAUUUCCACGCAACCUGGAUCACAACGAGCUUUGCUUGGCGGUAGAAGUGCCGUUGUUCAAAACACAGAUGGAACACAGCUUCUUAUUUCCUUCGAAAAUGGAGAAUUGAAGGAAUGUGGAACACUUCAAGUGGAGUUUUACUUGCAAUGUAAACAAGAUGCUGUAUGGGCAAUUCCUAUAUCAGGCAGCCCUGGCAUGUUACCCUCAGACACUACUGUAACAUUGGAUCAAACUAACUGCAAAUACAUUAUAAACGCCGACUACAAUGGAGCGUGCUCUACGCCAUCGGGAUUGAGUGCAGGUACCGUUCUCAUCAUUUUAUUUCUUUGUACAGUUGCCACGUAUCUGAUUGGAGGAAUAGCAUGCAAUAAGUUUUCCGGUGCAACAGGUGUAGAGCUCAUCCCGAACUAUGAAGUUUGGAAAAAUUUCCCCAGUGACGUCAUGGGUGGGUUUGGAUUCGUAGUUGGUCUCAUCACGUGCCAGAAAAACACAAAAUCGGAGGAAUAUGAUAGCAUCUAGAUCGCACAGGACGUGUUGCUGUAGAAGGAAGAACUCACAUAAGACAAUCCAAUGUGUUAAUUGGGCAAGCUGUACAUGAACUCCAUGACGUGGAUACGGUUAGGUCAAUAAAGGUCACACCGGAGGCCUAUUGCAGUACUCUAAAUAACAAUAUUAAUUUUACUAAAAAGUUCAAUAUUGCGUCCAUUGCGUAAAAAUUUCCAAAAGUGCAUUAAGGCCUACACAAUUCAAAAUGCAUAAUGAAUAGAAGAAAAUUAUAAGAAAAGAAGACUGAUCAUUGUGCCAGUGCCCAAACCGUAGUGUAUGGGUAAAGAUUACGUCUGUCCUGUUAUAACAGAGACCAAUGAUUACUCUAUAUGGACCUUUAUCGUUGUGCAGCCAUUUUGAUUCUCAAAUAGAUGUUGUUGUUACCAAACUACUGACAUUUUCCACUGUCAGAUUACAGUCUUAAUUUGUUAGCUAACCAAUUGUGUGCAAAAACAACUCGUCUUAUAAAGAAUCGGUUGAAUAUUUUAGUAUUGCAAUCAAAUUCGUGUCUUUCUAUACAACUAAUUGACUAUUAAAAUACAUCUUAAAAAGUGCUAUUCGUUUUGAAAAGAGGCAUAGCCCAUGAGCUGAAAAAGGUGCAGAAUAAUUGUCAAAAUAAUUUAAGUUGUUCGUUUGUUUGUGAAAAGAAACUGCCAAAUAAAAGACGGGCUCUACUGUGAAACAAAAAGUUAACCAUUGAAUUAAAAAAAUCUUACUGUCUUCACAAGGCACUUUUUGAAAAACCUUCUGUCAGUUUCUUUACUUCACAGAAUGCACUUCAAAGUAUAUGCCCUCAGAACCAAAAACAAAUAAGAGUUCCUUACCCUUUGUAAAAAAAAUGGUGUCGAUAUAAAAUGACGAA